This is a messenger RNA of Amyelois transitella, 828 nucleotides long. RefSeq lists its product as uncharacterized. The coding region runs from base 1 to 828 and encodes 275 amino acids. The record is from RefSeq and is a predicted model, not a curated record. Lineage: Eukaryota; Metazoa; Arthropoda; Insecta; Lepidoptera; Pyralidae. The transcript has a single exon.
AUGAAGGAUAGUAAUAUAACCCAGCGAUUGAAAAGGAAAAGAUGUGAAUGCGGCGGGCAAACCUCUGAUGAGUCCAAAAUUGUCAAAUUCAUUAAUAUCAUAACCGAAUGGCGUCAGGAAUCUGAUUCUAAAUUAUCACAAAUAAAUACUUCUAUGCAGGACCUCAUGCGGCAAAACUCAGAAAUACUUGCGUCGCAUAGCGAAUUGGAAAAAUCAAUUGAGUUUUUAUCCAUAAAAUAUGACGAAGUUCUCCAACAGCUCAGCGGACAGCAAGCUCAGUCACACGCAACUCUCGAGCAUAUAGCUAAGUUGGAAACCAUCACUGAAGAUAUGGACCGACGCUCCCGAUCAAACACAUUAGAAUUACGUAAUAUUAGACUCUCGAAUAAUAAUCCAUCGCUAGACGACAUGCUUACCGUUACUACACGCAUUUUCAACGAGCUCUCGAUUAAUAUGUCUACAUCGGACAUUUACGAUAUUUACCGUCUGCCCUCCAAGACGGACAACACUACUAUUAUCUGCAGACUUAACUCGAUGAUUUUGAAAACCAAGGUCCUGCAGGCUUUCAAGGAAUAUAACAAGCGCAACCCCAACAAUAGACUCAACUCAACCAUUGUGGGAGGUACGCAGCACCCAAUCUACAUCGGCGAGCACCUGACGGCACAAGCACGGCGGAUUUUCUACCUGGCCCGCGAGUAUGCAAAAACUGGUAACUACAAGUAUUGCUGGACCUCUGGCGGGCGAGUCCUACUAAGGAAAGAGGACAACACCAAGGCGGUCGUCGUGUCUUCCGAGAGUCAACUUUCCGGGGCCCAGCCAAAAAACUAG